AUGGACGACCAAAAGGGCUUCGCAGAUCUCGAUCUGUCCGAGGAGCCCUCCCAGUCCGCUCCCCACCACGACGCCCACAAAGCCCGCCGUCUGCGCUGGGCCUCCGUCCGCCACCCCAACGGCCGUCCGAAGCGCUACUCCACGCGUCUCAAGCGUCUCUCCCUCCACCGCGGCCACUCCACCGCCCACGCCAACGGCCUCGCCCGCCAGCUCACCCAGAUCGCCGCGAACGAGGGCGAGAACAAGGGCGACGACGCCGGCGUGGCCGCCAAAGACCUCCCGCACCGGCGCGUCUACGUCAACCGCCCGCUGCCGCCCGCAGAGCUCGACGAGGAGGGCAUCCCCCUCGCCCAGUUCCCGCGCAACAAGACCCGCUCCGCAAAGUACACCCCGCUCUCCUUCGUCCCCAAAAACCUCUUCCUGCAGUUCCACAACAUCGCAAACGUCUACUUCCUCUUCAUCGUCAUCCUCUCCAUCUUCUCCAUCUUCGGCGCCUCCAACCCCGGCCUCGGCGCUGUCCCCAUCAUCGUCAUCGUCACCAUCACCGCCAUCAAAGACGCCAUCGAGGACUACCGCAGAACCGUCCUCGACCUCGAGCUCAACAACUCCCCCACCCAGAUCCUCUCCCACUGGACCAACCCAAACGUCUCCGACGACGACGUCUCCGCCUGGCGCCGCUUCAAAAAGGCCUCCACCCGCGUCUCCCUCAACAUCCUCCACGUCCUCAAGCGCAGCUUCCGCUCCCGCAAGAGCCGCGCAAAGUACGACGCCCAGCGCCGCGCCCGCGAGGACGCCAUGCGCGACGACGACGACAACUUCUCCGACGCCGACAUGAGCCGCGCUUCCGCUGACCUCCGCCGUACCGUCGUCGGCGAGUCCUUCCAGAUGCACGAAAUCUCCAGACCCUCUGGCGACUACGCUGCUCCUGCCAACCCCUUCGCAGACUCCUCCGAGAACGACCCCUACCGCUCGCCCUCCAUCGACCUCGCUCAUGGUUCCGUCUUCGACCCCUCGCUCGUCGCCCCCGGCACCGCCCGCUUCAAGCGCUCCUUCUGGAAAGCCGUCCGCGUCGGCGACAUCAUCCGCAUUCGCAACGACGACGAGAUCCCCGCUGAUGUCAUCGUCCUCUCCACCUCCGACGCUGACGGCGCCUGCUACGUCGAGACAAAAAACUUGGACGGCGAGACAAACCUCAAAGUCCGCCAGGCCGUACGUUGCGGUCAUGGCAUCAAGCGCUCCAAAGACUGCGAAAAGAUCUCCUUCCUGAUCGAGUCUGAGGCUCCUCAUCCAAACCUCUACUCCUACUCUGGUGUCCUGCGCUGGUCCCAGCUCACAAACAAGCACGAUCCAAACUCGCCCCGUCAGGAGAUGGCUGAGCCUCUCACCAUCAACAACAUGCUCCUCCGUGGUUGCACCCUCAGAAAUACUGACUGGGUCAUCGGUGUCGUCAUGUUCACCGGUGUCGAGACAAAAAUCAUGCUCAACUCGGGCGAGACUCCUUCAAAGCGUUCGCGCCUCACCCGCGAGCUCAACUGGAAUGUCCUCUUCAACUUCCUCCUCCUCUUUGUCAUCUGUUUCGUCUCAGGUGUCAUCGAGGGAGUGCGAUGGUCAAAAGACAGCAACACAAUCGAGUGGUUCGAGUUUGGCUCGAUCGGUGGCUCGGCCGCCGUCGACGGUCUCGUCACCUUCUGGACCUGUAUCAUUCUCUUCCAGUCCCUCGUGCCCAUCUCGCUCUACAUCUCUAUCGAAAUCAUCAAGACCAUCCAGGCCUUCUUCAUCUACUCUGAUACCUACAUGUACUACGAGCCCAUCGACUACCCCUGCACUCCAAAGUCCUGGAACAUCUCGGACGAUCUCGGCCAGAUCGAGUACGUCUUCUCAGACAAGACCGGUACUCUCACCCAGAACGUCAUGGAGCUCAAAAAGGUCACUGUCAACGGCGUCGCCUACGGUGAAGCCUACACCGAAGCCAUGGCCGGUAUCCAGAAGCGACAAGGCAUGGAUGUCGAAGUUGAAGGCGCAAAGGCCAUGCGCAGGAUCGCCCUCGCGCGCGAGGAGAUGCUCAAGGAGAUGAAGUCAAUCAACGAAAACGUCUACCUCAACCCCGACAACCUGACCUUCGUCUCCCCGCAGUACAUCCACGACCUCAAGGGCGAGAGCGGCGACGAGCAGGCUGAUGCAGUUGAUUACUUCAUGAUGGCCCUCGCGCUCUGCCACUCUGUCCUCGCCGAGCGUGUCAGUGAAGAUCCCCCGGUCAUUGAGUUCAAGGCCCAGUCUCCCGAUGAGGCUGCCCUCGUCGCCACCGCGCGCGACGUCGGCUACGCCUUCAUCGACCGCACCCAGCGCGGCGUCGUGCUCAACGUGCAGGGCGAGGUCAAGGAGUACCCUAUCCUCACCACGCUCGAGUUCAACUCCACCCGUAAGCGUAUGAGUGCGAUCGUGCGCAUGCCAGACACGAACCAGAUCGUGCUGUUCUGCAAGGGUGCCGACUCGGUCAUCUACUCGCGUCUGCGCGCCGGCGGUCAGGAAGAGCUCAAGGAGGCUACCGCCGAGGACCUCGAGAUCUUUGCCAACGAGGGUCUGCGCACGCUCUGCAUCGCGCACCGAAUCCUCACCGAAGAAGAGUACAAGCUGUGGAGUGCCGAGUACGACGAGGCUGCCGCUGCUCUUACCGACCGAGAGGAGAAGAUGGAGAUCGCCGCCGACCGCAUCGAGCGAAAUCUCAUCCUGCUCGGUGGUACCGCCAUCGAGGAUCGUCUGCAGGACGGUGUUCCUGACGCGAUCUCGCUGCUCGCAGAGGCCGGUGUUAAGCUGUGGGUGUUGACCGGUGACAAGGUCGAGACCGCAAUCAACAUUGGUUUUUCUUGCAACAUCCUCGGCACCGACAUGAACCUCAUGGUCUUUCAGAUUUCUGCCGACGGUGGUCUCGAGGAAGCAGACCAGAAACUACGCGAGUUUUCAGAAAAGGAGUUUGGUCUCAAGGGCACGCUCGAGGAGCUCGAGUUUGCAAAGGGCGACCACGCGCCUCCGCCGCCGACGCACGCGCUCGUUAUCGACGGUGAGGCGCUCAAGCUUGUGCUUGACGAGAGUCUAAAGAUGCGCUUCUUGCUGCUCUGCAAGCGGUGCAAGGCCGUCAUGUGCUGCCGUGUGUCGCCGGCGCAGAAGGCCGCCGUCGUGAAGAUGGUCAAGGUCGGACUUGACGUUAUGACGCUCGCGAUCGGUGACGGAGCUAACGACGUUGCUAUGAUUCAAGCUGCUGAUGUUGGUGUCGGUAUUGCCGGUGAAGAAGGUCGACAGGCCGUCAUGUCUUCGGACUAUGCGAUUGGCCAGUUCAGAUUCCUGAGCAGACUGUUGCUCGUCCAUGGACGAUGGUCGUACCGAAGACUGGCGGAGAUGAUUGCAAACUUCUUUUACAAGAACGUGAUCUUCACGUUUGCGCUGUUUUGGUACCAGAUCUACAACGACUUUGACGGCUCGUAUCUGUUUGACUACACCUACAUCAUGCUCUACAACUUGGCGUUCACCUCGCUGCCGGUUAUCUUGAUGGGUAUUCUCGACCAAGACGUCAAUGACAAGGUCUCGCUCGCGGUCCCGCAGCUGUACCAGCGCGGUAUCCUUCGACUUGAGUGGACGCAGAAGAAGUUCUGGAGAUAUAUGUUUGACGGCAUGUACCAGUCCGUGCUCUGCUUCUAUCUCGCCUAUUUCCUCUACCACACGGGCGGAUUCCAGACCUCGAACGGACUCGGCAUCAACCAGCGCGAGUCGAUGGGUGUUUUCGUUGCCACGGCUUGUAUCAUUGUCGCGAACUUGUACGUGUUUUCGAACCAGUACCGAUGGGAUUGGAUCUUCUGCCUCAUCGUCUUGAUCUCCAUCCUGUUGAUCUUUGCCUGGACCGGAAUCUACACGUGCUUCACCUACUCGGCCGCCUUCUUCGGUGCCGCGAACCAAGUCUACGGCAGCCUCAUCUUCUGGGCGACCGUGCUGCUCUCGUCGGUCGCAUGUCUGCUGCCGCACAUCAUUGCAAAGUCCGCGCAGAAAAUGUACUACCCGCUCGACAUCGACCUCGUGCGCGAGCAAAUCAGUCUCGGCCACUUCGACUACCUGAACGACAUCGACCCGGACAAAGUAGCCACGCUGGCCGCCCACGGCGCCACGAAGGAGAAGAAAGCGAACGGCAAGAAAGUCGAAGAUAGUGAUCUCGAAGACGUAUAUAUCGGCGCGUCCACAGGAAGCUCGGGAAGCACGGGUAGCGACAGUAUGGCGAAGGAAGCGAUUAUUGGUGACGGAACAAAUGGCAAGCAACCUUGA
Messenger RNA from Myxozyma melibiosi, 4308 nucleotides. Its product is annotated as aminophospholipid-translocating P4-type ATPase. Gene Ontology annotation, biological process: phospholipid translocation. Bases 1 to 4308 code for a protein of 1435 amino acids. The record is from RefSeq and is a predicted model, not a curated record. The transcript is spliced from 2 exons. Gene Ontology annotation, molecular function: magnesium ion binding; ATP binding; ATP hydrolysis activity. Lineage: Eukaryota; Fungi; Ascomycota; Lipomycetes; Lipomycetales; Lipomycetaceae. Gene Ontology annotation, cellular component: trans-Golgi network; plasma membrane.